CCGAUUUCGUUUCAGAACUUUUCUCUUAUAAAUACAAAGUUUCCUUACCUUGAGAGACGCACCAACAUCUGUAGUUUCUUCGUACAAAGUUCUGAUUUAUUAAGGUUGUUUCUGAAAUGGCACAAGGCGACUUUGAUGCGCAAGCAGCCACGACCACCGAGGAGCAGCAGAAGCUGAAAUAUUUGGAGUUCGUGCAAGUGGCUACACUGCACGCCUUGAUGUGCUUCACAAGCCUUUAUGUUUAUGCCAAGGAAAAAUCCGGGCCAUUGAAACCUGGUGUGGAGACUGUCGAGGGAACUGUUAAGAAUGUGGUGGCACCUGUUUAUCAUAAGUUCCAUGAUGUCCCAAAGGAGCUUCUCAAGUACGUGGAUCGUAAGGUUGAAGAGUCAGUGACCAAGCUUGACAGUCGUGUGCCUCCAGUCCUCAAGCAAGUUCCUGCUCAGGCCCUCUCUGCAGCUCAAAAGGCCCCAUUGGUGGCUCGAUCAGUGGCUUCUGAAGUGAAACGUGCUGGUGUGGUUAACACAGUGUCAGGAAUUGCAAAAUCUGUUUACACAAAGUACGAGCCAGCAGCCAAGGAGCUCUAUACCAAGUACGAGCCCAAAGCUGAGCAAUGCGCUGUGUCAACUUGGCAUAAACUUAACCAGCUCCCGCUAUUCCCUCAAGUAGCCCAAGUUGUUGUUCCAACCGCUGCUUUUUGUUCUGAGAAAUACAAUCAAACGGUGCUUAGCACCGCAGAGAAGGGACACAGAGUCUCCGCUUAUUUGCCAUUGGUCCCAACCGAGAAGAUUGCUAAGGUGUUUACCAAUAAGGCAGCUGACUCACAGCCUCUAGUUUCUGCUGGACAAGAAUCUGAUAUAUCUGUGCAUUGAUUAACCACAGCCUCUAGUUUCUGCUGGACACAAAUCUGAUGUAUCUGUGCAUUGAUUAGUAGUUUAAGUGUUGAUGGUUUAUUCUUAUUGUGUGUGUGUCUGGAAUUAAUUCCCCCAUUAAAAUGUUUUUCAUUUUUGCAGAAGGAAUAGAUUUUGAUGUUUUACAUAA
Molecule: messenger RNA, 1038 nt
Organism: Mangifera indica (mango)
Lineage: Eukaryota; Viridiplantae; Streptophyta; Magnoliopsida; Sapindales; Anacardiaceae
Product: REF/SRPP-like protein At3g05500
Exons: 3
Coding region: 117-869 (250 amino acids)
Source: RefSeq, a predicted model, not a curated record